AUGGCUGAAAAUCUAGAGAAUAUUAACACCCCACAUGAGGAAACUAACCAUCAUUCUAGAAAAGAGCCCAUGGGCUCUAGAAGAUCUACCAAUCUGCAGUACAGAAGGACCACCCGUUCCAGGAGGGCUCAACCUGAGGGUGGCCCCAGUGCUCAGACCACAAGUGCCCAGAGAACUCAACCCGACGUUGGUCCUAGUAUGCAGACAAUGUGCUCGAGGAGAACUCAGCGUGGGAAUAGACAAAACCCCAGGGCGAGGAAUGAAGAGCUCAAUCGUGGAGGUUCCCAAUCUUUGGGAGAAAGAACUUAUGAAAUGGAAAGCCACCGCUUGAGACGCCAUCUAAAAGAAGCGCAGCAUCGAAACAUUGAGUUAGAACGUGAGGCAGCUUCGGCCUGGGCAACGCAGGGGAUGAACGCUCAAAAUCAACCUGAACCUGGAGUGAGAAGACCACGAGGUAGACCUCGUGGCUCACGAACUAGGAGACAGGAAAAGGCCUGGGAAGAACAACUCGGGGAAAAUGAGACACCCCCUGAGAAUCAGGAUGAACAGCCAGAAAGGAGACAACCGGAAACUGAUGAACGAGAAAUCCCUCCUGAAAAUGAGGAGUAUCUUGGGACUCAACCGGGAGAACAGAGAUCACCUGCUAGAAAUCACCAACGUUCUUCCCAAACCCAUAGAGUAAGGACUCGUACGUACCCUGAUGAGGGAAAUAUGACAAACCGCUCUCAGGAGGAAAGAACAGAGCGUGAAGAAGCAAGUGUGACUUCGAGGCAAUUCAGAACCCAUAGCCGAUAA
Molecule: messenger RNA, 795 nt
Organism: Cannabis sativa
Lineage: Eukaryota; Viridiplantae; Streptophyta; Magnoliopsida; Rosales; Cannabaceae
Exons: 1
Coding region: 1-795 (264 amino acids)
Source: RefSeq, a predicted model, not a curated record